AAAAAAAAGGGAAAAAAAUAAAAGAUAAAUGAAAACAAAAUUAACAGAAUCAAUAUCAAAUAAUUCAGAAAUCGUAAAAUGCUAUCGUAAAACUAAAAUGAGAUAUGUCGCAUUAGCUAUGGCCUGUUUAGUAAUGAUAGGCUCAUAUAUGUGUUACGAUUUCCCCAGUUAUUUAAAAAGCUAAGUAAACAAAUCAUUAAACCUAACCGAAUUCCAAUACAGUCUUUUAUAUGCAGUUUAUUCAUUUCCUAAUAUAGCUUUACCAUUAUUCGGUGGAAUAUUUAUAGACAUAGUAGGAGUCCGUAAAGGAAUUUUUAUUUUUACUUUCAUUUUAAUUAUUGGAUAAUUAUUAUGUUCAAUAGGAGUAUUACAUUCAGUGAAUAAUUUUUCAGUAAUUUUAGUAGGAAGAGUGAUUUUCGGUUUAGGAGGGGAGAGUUUAUCUGUAACAUAGAGUGCAAUUGUAUCAUAAUGGUUUAAAGGUAAAGAAAUUUCUUUGGCUUUGGGUUUAAAUAUAUCUAUAGCAAGAUUAGGUAGUGUAAUUGGUUCAUUUUUAUUCCCUGCUUUAUAUAAUAUAAAUAAGGAUUUAUUUUCUCCUUUACUUGUUGGUGCUAUUUUUUGUGUUUUUUCUUGGUUAUGUGGUUGUGUAUUGAAUUUUUUAGAUAAAAAAGCCGAUUAAUAAGAAGGUAAAUAAUAAGUUAAAAUUAGUGACUAAGACAGAAUUAAAUUAUCAGAUUUUAAAGAAUUAAAUAUUCAAUUUUGGCUUUUAUGUAUUUCUUGUGUUUUUACUUAUAUGUGCUUUUUCCCUUUUAUGUAGUUUGUUCAAGGAUAAAUUUCAGAUUAGUUUGGACUAUCUUCAGACAAAGCUUCUAAUUUAAUGAGUCUACCUUAUCUCAUAGCUGCCGGAUGCACUCCAUUCGCUGGUUUGUUAGUAGAUAAAGUUGGUAAAAGAGGUCUUUUAUUAAUUAUUACUUCAGUUUUGAUGAUAACCUCUCAUUUAACAAUGCUUAUAAUGCCUUAAUGUGGCAAUGGCGAUCCUAAUUGUUAAUAAUAUACAUUCUUAUUCCCUUUAGUUUUAUUCGGAAUUUUCUAUUCUUUCUACGCAGCUGUUUUAUGGCCUUGUAUACCUCUUGUAGUCCCCGAAAAGAUAGUUGGGACAGCUUUUGGAAUUACUAAUAGUUUACAAAACGGAGGAUUGGCUUUAGGACCUAUUAUUGUAGGUUUAAUUAUUGACCAUACUAAGCAUAAAAUGAACGAGUAUUUCUGGAUGGAAAUUUUCUUUAUAAUUUUUGGAGGAUUGUGUUUAAUUAUUAAUAUUACUAUUUAUUGGAUAGAUAUUAAAGGAAAUAAAGUAUUAGAUUUAGCAUUUAAAGAAACUACAGAAGAUGAUGAGCAAAUAGAAGAAUACAAAAAAAACUCAUAAGCAGUUAAUCCAAGAAGAUCUUUGGCAGCUAAAAGAUCAUUUCGUGGUUGA
Ichthyophthirius multifiliis is the source of this 1471-nucleotide messenger RNA. RefSeq names its product major facilitator superfamily domain protein. The transcript is spliced from 3 exons. Gene Ontology annotation, biological process: transmembrane transport. Lineage: Eukaryota; Ciliophora; Oligohymenophorea; Hymenostomatida. Gene Ontology annotation, molecular function: transmembrane transporter activity. The record is from RefSeq and is a predicted model, not a curated record.